Messenger RNA from Daucus carota subsp. sativus, 1363 nucleotides. Its product is annotated as trihelix transcription factor ASR3. The transcript has 3 exons. Bases 195 to 1133 code for a protein of 312 amino acids. The record is from RefSeq and is a predicted model, not a curated record. NCBI's taxonomy places the organism in Eukaryota, Viridiplantae, Streptophyta, Magnoliopsida, Apiales, Apiaceae.
AAUAAAAAAGAAAAAUAAUUGUGUGUGCGAGAGAGAGGGGGUCGUUUGAAAGGGAAGGCAGGGGAGGAGCCUUGAACGGCGUUACUUUAAUCACAGCCCUUCCGUCCCGUCCCGCUGCGCGGGUUGAGAUGGUGAUUUUGUUGGGUGUGUAAAAAAGCCGAGAAAAACUAAUAGAUAGUCGUAGUCUAAGCGUUAUGGAAGCAGCAGAGACUGAACCGCCGUCGGCCGGCGAUGAGGCGAACCGGGUGGCGCGGUUGCCACGUUGGACACGGCAAGAAAUAUUGGUACUGAUCCAAGGUAAGCGCGUCGCAGAGAAUCGCGUGCGCAGGGGACGCAUGAGCGGUCCGGCUUUCGGGUCGGGGCAGGCCGUGGAGCCCAAGUGGGCCUCUGUUUCUUCUUACUGCAAGCGGCACGGCGUGAACAGGGGACCCGUUCAGUGCCGUAAGCGGUGGAGUAACCUGGCUGGGGACUUUAAGAAGAUUAAGGAGUGGGAGACUGGGAGGGAGGCUGAGGCCACCGAGUCGUUUUGGGUCAUGAGAAAUGACUUGAGGAGAGAGAAGAAGCUCCCGGGUUUCUUUGACAGAGAGGUUUAUGAUAUUCUUGAUUCUUCCGACGACAACGCCGCCGCCGCCAAUCCCAAUCCGCUUCCUCUUCCUCCUCCGCCUGCCGUCUUCGAUAGCGGCAGAAGUGCUGCCGCCGAUGAUGGCUUGUUCUCUGAUUCUGAUCAACAACAUCAUGAUCAUGAUAUUGUCAACCCUCCUCCUCUUGCUCUGCCGCUCCCUUCUACUUCAGGCAAGCAACAACAACAUCUUCCUCAACAGCAAGCUUCAGCUCAAGAUCCUGAUGUUGCCGCAACCCAUGAGAAGCAACCCUCCUUAAAUCCUGAUGUAGCAACCACUCAGGAAGGACGGAAACGAAAGAGACCUGCAUCAGAAGGAGAUGGGGAAAUGCAUCUACAACAUCAGUUGAUUGAAACAUUGGAGAGGAAUGGCACGAUAUUGAGCUCCCAACUUGAAAUUCAGAACAACAAUUUUCAGUCAGAUAUGGAGCUGAGGAAAGACCAUGGAAAUAGCCUUAUUGCUGUACUUGAUAAGCUUGCAGAUGCCUUGGGUAGAAUUGCAGAUAAGUUAUAGGUUCAAGUCCUAGAAUGAUUGUACAUAACUUCCUACCUCGACUGAAGUUGAUAAGAAGUACAAAAGAUCAGUGCAGUAUAGAUUUAUUAUAUAUAUUUCUAUCAGGACCCAAUCCAGAUUAGUUUCACAAUUUUUUUUUCACUGAUCUUUAAGCUUAUAUCUGUAAUUAAUUGCCAUUAUCAUAUACAAAAUAAGUAUGUAACUGAGAGUGUAAGUUUUCUUGGCUUAUA